Messenger RNA from Microcebus murinus (gray mouse lemur), 1485 nucleotides. RefSeq names its product spermatogenesis-associated protein 31D3-like. The record is from RefSeq and is a predicted model, not a curated record. NCBI's taxonomy places the organism in Eukaryota, Metazoa, Chordata, Mammalia, Primates, Cheirogaleidae.
GAAUAGUGAAUUAUCGAUUUUAAUUAUUGGAGUCAGCCCCUCUGAUUGGAAACAGUAAAGGCUGACUAAAACAAAAAAUUUGCUAUUCAACAUUCAUAAAACUAAGUAUAAAAGAACUUUAGCUUUUACAUCUGGGUUAGUGUAAGACAAAACAUUCUGUAGAUAACAUGGAUUUGAGCAUAUGUGUGAUCCUUAGAGUAUUAAAAAAAUGUUUGGGUACAAAUAUAAAUUCCAGAGAGUAUUUCAGACUUUGUGUGUCCAAGUGACGGGUCUGAACAGCAAGAGAGGACUCAGGUAAUAUCUCGAUGGUGGAUGAAACCAACAGAAAAUUUCACUGGGGCACAUGUAUGAUCUGAAGAAAGGGUGGAGUUGGAAAACAGGAUGGCAGGGGAGGGCAGAGGGACCCAGAGGACCCAGGAGGGGCAGCAGGAUCUGCUGGGCUGGUGGGGGGAGGGGCUGUGCCAUAUCCUCCUCCUCUUGUCCCCUCCCCACCCUCAGAAGCCCUCUGUGACUGCCCGUGCUCUGUGAUGCAGGCCUGGGACCGCAUAUGUGGCAGCCCGGCACCCUCAGCUCUCAGUUGCUGCGGCAGCCCUGCUCUUCAGCCAUGGAGAACAUUCUGUAUUUACUGAACAGCGACGCGGACCUAUGGCAGAGCUUACGCGACACGGACCUAUGGCAGAGCUUACGCUCGGCUGCUUUGAAUUUAGACCCCCAGUUCACUUUUCUCAGUGGUUUGGGGCUACUAUUCCUCUACCUAACGUACCUGGUGGUAGACUCCUUUUUAUCAACCACCUGGGACAUUCAUGACAACCCAGAGCCUCGGGACAGAGGGGAGAUAAAAAGGCAAGGCGGGAUGCGGAGAGGUAGGAGGAGAAUUAGCCAGAGGGAAGCAGAGGAGGAAAGGAGGAUGCUUACCAUCCUCACCAGCUCCUUUGGUGAGGAUGACGACAUAAUGAGUUUUCGUCGAGCUCUAUGUCCGGACCCCUUCUGCGGCAUGUGUAUUAGGGCAACUAGUGACAUCAUGAACGUGCUGUUCCAGGGGACCCUGGAAGAUCCUGCUCCAUCCAGGUCACGUUCGGAGUCUGAAGUUUCCCCGACAGCAUCGUCCUACAGUUUGUCCUCUAGCCCCUCGGCAAGCCCUCCCCGUCCGGGAGAACUGACACCUGCUUCUGUGCUCGAGCCUUCUCCACCUGCCGCCUCCAUUCUCUUACCUGCCCUGGUGACCCCCUUACCUGCGUCCCUUUCUCCCACCCUCACCACUGGGUGACUCUGCCCCAGAGCCUCACCAGUCCCCACCCCAGCGCUUGCCUUUCCCUCUGCCACCACCUCAGAGCCCCCCGGGACCCCUCCAACUCCACGACUCCCUUCUGUGAACUGCUACAAAGAGCCCUGGCAGUCUCCUUCGAGCCAGUUGCUCUCACUGGGCAGAAGCUGUGUGUGUCCAUGGCUUCCUGAUUCAGUAAAUUGUUAAGUAUCCUUUGCUUA